Molecule: messenger RNA, 714 nt
Organism: Pseudomassariella vexata
Lineage: Eukaryota; Fungi; Ascomycota; Sordariomycetes; Amphisphaeriales; Pseudomassariaceae
Exons: 1
Coding region: 1-714 (237 amino acids)
Cellular component (GO): outer membrane
Source: RefSeq, a predicted model, not a curated record
AUGUCUGCAGCAGAGUAUUACGGAUCGGGGCCCGGCUCACCCUACGCCCCUCCCGGACCUCCUGCACCCCACCAUCACCGACCACCUCCAUCUUCUCCGCGACACCAUCAUCACGGUCCUCCCGCACCCCGCCGUCACCACCACAACGUUCCACCCCCACCACCCGACAACGGCCUCCUAGUGCCCUAUGCGCUGCAUCGGCCAGGCUCCGCUCACUCCGAUCGACCCCCGCGCUACGAUGAACGCGGCUCGAGCCCGUACCCCCGACCCCACAGCGCAGAUCCCUCCGCCAGCGGGCGUGAACGGGGUCGGGAAGAGCACGAGGAAGAUGGGGAGCGUGGUCUAAGGGCGACGCUUCUGGGUGGAGGCGCGGGUGGGUUUGUAGGCCACAGGCUUGGGAAGGGAAAGGUUGGGACGAUGCUGGGCGGUAUGGUUGGCGCUGUUGCUGCGAAUGCAGUAGAGCACAAACUCCAGGGCAAGCACGGACAUGGGCACGGUCAUCAUCAUUCACAGAGCCCAUAUGGACAUCAUGGCAACGGGCAUCACUCUGGUGGCCUGUUAGGAGGCGCAAGCCGCUUGCUCGGUGGGGGAAAUAGUCACGGUUCUCAUAGCCACCACCACUCAGUCCCACAUUACUACGGCCAUCACGGUCAUCACGGGCAUCAUGCGCACGGCCACCAUAAGUACCACGGUGGUCCUCCUUCUGGCUGGUAA